Messenger RNA from Mycena citricolor, 562 nucleotides. The record is from the annotation of a GenBank genome assembly. NCBI's taxonomy places the organism in Eukaryota, Fungi, Basidiomycota, Agaricomycetes, Agaricales, Mycenaceae.
CCUGUUUUCCCUGACGAUCGAUUUCAACUUCGAGAAGCGUGAAGGACAAGUCUACGACAAUGGGGCACCGUUUUCGUAAGGGAAGGAGAAUCCGCGCUCCAAGCCGUGCAGUGGAUCACACCGAAGAUCAGACGAAGAUCAGUCUCAAUCAGCCAGAUAAAGCCGUGCAAGAAGGACCCCCGAUCCCAACUCAUCAACCACGAUGGGUUUCAACCUCAUACAAGCUCGACCGAGUUUGCAUUGCAUUUCCGGUGGAGGCAUGUGUGCAAGCCGGACAACUGAUCUUUGAUAACAGCACCGACUGCUGGGAUGAUGCACCACUGCGCAGUGACACUCAUCGAAAACGCCUCCCUCACCGCAUUGAUCGAGCUGCCGUUCGCAAAUUGCUACCAACGUCUAAAAGAAGAACGCACCGCACGUCAUAUAGACACAGUAAGUACCCGCUCCGGUUGGUUCCGGCAGUCAGCCGAUCAGGAAUGGAAUAUGGCCGAGACAAUUCACGCAAGUGGUAGAGUACCAAGCAGCCAAGAGCUGCCGUCAGCGCGGAGACGACGAAGACGAA